AUGCCUUAUGCCAAUUCUUCAGCCGUGCGGGAAUUCUACCUGGUGGGCUUCCCCACAGAACCUUCCACCCAGUUGCUUCUCUUCUUCCUGGUGUUGACCAACUACCUCAUCACACUCUCAGGGAACGCGGUCAUCAUCUGCAUCACCCUGUCCGACCAUCGCCUGCAGAGCCCCAUGUACUUCUUCCUACGCAAUUUUUCCUUUGCAGAAAUUUGGUUCACGACGGUGACGGUGCCUAAGCUUUUGGCCGGGUUCCUCUGGGGAAGCCACACCAUCUCCUUUGCUGGUUGCAUGACUCAAUGUUACUUCUACUUUCUCCUCGGAGCUACUGAGUUCUUGCUUUUAGGAGUCAUGUCCUUUGACCGCUAUCAAGCCGUGUGCAACCCCUUGCGCUACCCAGCACUGAUGACCAGGAAGUUCUGCUUUAAGCUGGUCUGUGGGACAUGGGUAGCAGCCUUCUUCAACAUCCUUGGCCCACUCAUCAUGGUCACUGGUCUACCCUACUGUGACUCCAACGUCAUCAACCAUUUCUUCUGCGACCGCACACCCUUGGUGAACCUGGCUUGCACCAAUACCGAAUGGGUGGAGACCAUCAACUUGGUUCUGGCUGGGGUGCUCAUCCUCGGAUCCUUGGUUCUGACUGUCAUCUCUUACUGUUUGAUCACCCUGGCUGUUCUGAGGAUCCCCUCCGUGCAAGGUCGAAGCAAGGCCUUCUCCACUUGCGCCUCCCACAUGGUUGUGGUCACCAUUGUCUAUGGCAGCCACAUCUUCAUGCAUGUCCGCACCACACACACCUAUACUGAGAGGGUGGACAAAGUGGUGGCUCUUUUGACUAGUGUGGUGGCCCCAUCGCUCAACCCCUUCAUCUACACCCUGCGCAAUGAGAAGGUGAAGGAAGCCCUUCGAGAUGCUGCAAGGAAGAGAGGACUGUUCCUCAAGGAAGAAGUAAAGGAAAAGACUGGGAAGAACUUUCACAAAAUUGUGGCGGGUGAGAUGUGA
Zootoca vivipara (common lizard) is the source of this 999-nucleotide messenger RNA. Its product is annotated as olfactory receptor 6M1-like. Gene Ontology annotation, cellular component: membrane. NCBI's taxonomy places the organism in Eukaryota, Metazoa, Chordata, Lepidosauria, Squamata, Lacertidae. Gene Ontology annotation, biological process: G protein-coupled receptor signaling pathway. Gene Ontology annotation, molecular function: G protein-coupled receptor activity; olfactory receptor activity. The record is from RefSeq and is a predicted model, not a curated record.